GAAUCUAACAAACGAUUAUACUACACAUAACAGUCGUCUCUCUUAUAGUAGCAUAUAAAAAGUCGUCUCGCAUUCAAACAAAAACGUCUGGACUGACUCCUAAACGUGCACCAUAAUUCUACAACUGCGUGGUAUUUGUAGACUUGAAUGGAGGUUGAAACGAAUAGCAUUCCAAGUUUCGAUAUCAACUCCACCGCAAGGCCAUUCUGUACACAAUCUGCAGGCUCUGAGUUGAUGGAAACCAAAGUGCUCAACUCAAAGUGUGAUGAUAAUGAGUCGUGUAGUGAGUCUGCGGCCAUGAGGGUGCAGAAAUACUAUAGGGGUUAUCGUACUCGCCGCUUGCUUGCUGAUACUGCUGUUGCUGCCGAGGAAUUCUGGUGGCAGGCAAUUGAUUUUGCGAGGCUGAAUCACAGCACGAUUUCUUUCUUCAAUUUCUCCAAGCCAGAGACAGCGGCUUCGAGGUGGAACCGAGUCUCUCUAAAUGCUUCCAAGGUGGGUCAGGGUUUGUCCGUAGAUGCUAAAGCACAAAAACUGGCACUUCAGCAUUGGAUUGAAGCUAUUGAUCCGAGACACCGAUAUGGGCAUAGCUUGCAUCUGUAUUACGAGGAGUGGUGUAAAGCUGAUGCAGGCCAACCAUUUUUCUACUGGUUAGAUAUUGGGGAUGGCAAAGAUGUUGAUCUUCCAAAAUGCCCCAGAUCGAAGCUUCGCCAACAAUGCAUCAAGUACCUUGGAACUCAAGAGAGGGAACACUAUGAAUAUGUUGUUGUUAAGGGAAAAAUAGUGCAUCAACAGACUGGAAUUUUUUUAGAUACAAAUAACGGAUUGCCUGGGGCAAAAUGGAUAUUUGUGAUGAGUACCUAUCAGAAGCUCUAUGCUGGAGAGAAAAAGAAAGGAGGUUUUCAUCAUUCAAGCUUCCUCGCUGGAGGGGCUACUUUAGCUGCUGGAAGGCUUGUGGUAAAUAAUGGAACACUUAAGUCUAUCUCGGCAUACAGUGGACAUUACCGGCCAACUGAUGAAAGGCUCGACAGUUUACUGUCGUUCCUCAAGGAUAAUGGAGUCAACCUUGAUGAAGUUGAAAUACGCAAAGCAAGUGAAGAUGCUGAAAAUAAUGACGAAGGAAAAUUAAGUAGAGAUGGUAGUAUUGAAGAUACAACCUCAGAGUCCCUCCAACCCCAUAAUAUCCCCAGUUUGGCGGAUACGGUUCCAGUACAUGAAGAAACUGAAGUGUUUGAAGCGAAAAAUAAUUACAGAAGAACUCUCUCCGGUGGUCUUCAGAGUCCUAGAGCUGAUGUACCGAAGAAAGCAAUACUGGAAAGAAUCAAUUCCAAGAAAGCUGCAAAGUCAUAUCAGUUGGGACACCAACUCACACUGAAAUGGUCGACAGGCGCUGGCCCGAGAAUUGGCUGCAUUGCUGACUAUCCUGCAGAACUAAGGUUACAGGCCCUGGAGUUCACUAGCCUAUCUCCAAAGUCCUCAUCAACACCACCAAUCUAUAGGCGAAAAGAUUCUCCCGCUUCACCCUUGGCCUCUCCUUCACAACUCACAAAUCAUGAAGAUGUAAAUUACAUCAUGUAAUUGUAAACUUAUUAGAAAGCGAUGUCAAAGUCCCAUAGAACUCUUAUCCCAUAGAACUCUUAUCCUAAAGCAGGCAAUGAGGAAAUCUUCCCUAGUCUAAAAGCGAAACAGUGUUCUUUUUUCCCAAUACAAGUAUUAAAAUAAUCUCCUCUGCUGGAGAAGGUGACAGUG
Daucus carota subsp. sativus is the source of this 1746-nucleotide messenger RNA. Its product is annotated as IQ domain-containing protein IQM3. Gene Ontology annotation, molecular function: protein binding. The transcript has 9 exons. NCBI's taxonomy places the organism in Eukaryota, Viridiplantae, Streptophyta, Magnoliopsida, Apiales, Apiaceae. The record is from RefSeq and is a predicted model, not a curated record. The coding region runs from base 148 to 1575 and encodes 475 amino acids.